Molecule: messenger RNA, 13073 nt
Organism: Mytilus trossulus (common blue mussel)
Lineage: Eukaryota; Metazoa; Mollusca; Bivalvia; Mytilida; Mytilidae
Product: histone-lysine N-methyltransferase 2C-like
Exons: 52
Coding region: 209-12118 (3969 amino acids)
Biological process (GO): positive regulation of transcription by RNA polymerase II
Cellular component (GO): MLL3/4 complex
Molecular function (GO): histone H3K4 methyltransferase activity; histone binding; transcription coactivator activity
Source: RefSeq, a predicted model, not a curated record
AAAUGGAUGCCAAAAUCUAUCAACAAAAGCCGUGAAAAGAAGCGAUUGGAUGUGCGGGUUUCUAUCGUCUACGUAAAUGACGUAUUUACACUGAAGAAACACAAUUUUGCAGCCAACAAUAAUUUGUAGCUGCCAUUUUGCCACAGCAAGUUUUGGUCUACACAAGUUGAAAGGCACCUGAGCAAUUUUCAAUGUUGUCAAGCUGAAAAUGUCAGACCCCGGAGACCAGGGCCUUAAGACCUUAGAGGCUGAUUUGGCAGACACAACCACAACAGUGACAGACUCUGAUAACAGUCAGUCUUCAACAGGCGCCCCUCCUGAUAUCACACAGAUUGCAUCAUCUUUUGAAGAUGAAAAUGAGGCUUACUGCAGUGACCCACCUGAUCUAAAUCCAGAAGAUUCAGACUUGGAUAAAAUUGACCAUCUUCCUAAAACUGUUUCUGUCACUGAUACUUUAGAAAUCACUGAUAGCAAUGGUCCACCUGAUUUAACAAACUCAGAAGAUUUUGAUUACGGUAGUAACCAGGAGGUAUUGGGAAUAGAAGAACCUGAUUUCCCGGAUGUUAUUGAAGCAGAAGUAUGCAAUACAGACACUGGUGAUUCAGUAAAUAUUGAAAGUGAGACAUUUUUAUCAGCUCACUCGCCACAAGACUCGUGUCCAUUUAUAUCAGAAUCUGGAACAGACAUCUCUUUGGCUCAAGAAGUUUCAAAAACUUACCAGCUCAAUAGAUUUUCUGAGUCCCGUUAUAGUGAAACUCUGUUAGCUGUUGCUCCUGAUGAUAUUUUAUCUGUACGUCCAGGAGAUAUUUUACCUGUACAGGGAGCUCAACAGAUAAAUGUUCAUUUACAGCAGCAACAACUGCUACCAAUUAAACGUGGACCAGGUAGACCAAGGAAAGAUGGGAUAGAGUUUCUGCCUAAAAAGAAAACGAAAAUAAAAAGUAGUAUCAAGGGAAUACACAGCAUGUCACAGCAUCCUAGCAGUAACUUCUCUCAGAUGGAAGUCCUUGAUAACAGUAGUCAAGGAUCCUCCUCUCUAGGAGAAAUAUCUUCAGAAAUCAAUAUGGAAAACUUUGGUAUGUCAGAAGAAGAAUCUAAUUGUAUGUAUCAGUUAGAGGAAGGUGUGGAUAUUCCUUUAAGGAUGUGCAGCUUAUGUAAUUUGGCUGAAAGAAGUUUAUUAGGACAAGGUGAUAUUUGUCGAUAUGAGCCAACACCUGGUUUUGAUCCAUCCAAACAAACAUUGUCAAAAUUAGAUAAAAAGUUUAGUCCAGAACCUGAAGAAAAAGAUGGAGAAAAAGGUCCAAAGCCUUUGACGUGGAGAAGAAAUAGAGGUCCUGUUAAAGGAAUAAAGGAAAGAAGUAAAUCUCCUAGAAGAUAUCCACAUAAUUGGGAUGAUGAUUCUUGUUUUGUUGGAAAUGAACUGUCAUAUGUUGGUUUUACAGAAGAUUUUGAUACUAGUCAGCUAUUUGAACUUUCAGGACAUGUUUGGGCCCACCACUGUUGUGCUGCUUGGUCUGAAGGAGUGGUCCAGUCCUGUAAUUUACUUUUGUUAUAUGUUGACAAAGCUGUUUUUGGUGGAAUAUCACAGAAAUGUAAUUACUGCCAUAGAUUUGGGUCAACUAUCAAAUGUCGUAUUCAGAAGUGUGAUAAUAUGUAUCAUUAUCCCUGUGCAGCUGCAAGGGGUUGCUUUCAGGAUAUCAAAACCCUGACAUUGCUUUGUCCAGAUCAUACAGAUCAGGCUCAUGCCAUAGCUGCAGAGGAAGCAUUAUGUGUGAUAUGUGACACAGUAGGAAAUGUAUUAGAACAGCUGUUUUGUACCAGUUGUGGACACCACUACCAUAGUAAUUGUCUGAAUCCUGUAGUAUCUUUGACCCCAGAGGUUAGAGCGGGAUGGCAAUGUCCUGAUUGUAAAGUCUGUCAAAAGUGCAGAAAAGCAGGAGAUGACAAUAAAAUGUUGGUUUGUGACACCUGUGAUAAAGGCUAUCAUACAUACUGCCUCAAACCAGUUAUGACAACUAUCCCUAAAAAUGGAUGGAAAUGUAAAAACUGUCGUGUAUGUACAGACUGUGAGUCACGUACUCCAGGAAGUGGUCCAAGUUCUCGAUGGCACCAUAAUUAUUCUGUCUGUGAUAGCUGUUACCAACAAAGAAACAAGGGACUGUUUUGUCCUGUCUGUAGGAAAGCUUACAGACAGUUCACCAGUAAUGCUAUGUUGCUGUGCACUUCCUGCAAAAAACAUGUGCACAGAGGAUGUGAUGAAAACAUAGAGUUGUAUAUGGAUCCUGUAUUAAGAGAGCAGCAACCAGAAUAUGUUUGUAUAACCUGUAAAAAUGGACCUGUGAUGGACAUAGAUCUACCAUCGUAUUCUUUCCCAGGACCACCUGAAGAAAGCAAUGAUGAAUUUAUGAAAGUUCCUAGUGAUGAUUUUAUUAUGAAAGAUCCAGAUUAUGACAUUUCUUCAAUAGGAGACAACUCUUCUCAGUUAGACAGUAACUUUUUCCUGAAUGAGGACUCUGUUUGCAGUAUGGACAUUGACAUCAGUGUUAUAGAAAAGGGGGCACAGCAAUUAGGACAGUCAAGCUAUCCCCAUCCAGAACAUAGCACAGGUGGAAAGGGUGGAAAGCUUAGUGUUAUGAGCAGGAAGAAAUUAGCUGUAGGAAAAACAAGGGGGAGACCACCAUUAGCAGAAAAAAAGAAAAGAACUUCAUCUUUCAGUGAAAGAAAAAGAGGAGCCAAACCCAAACUUAAGACUGGAUUGGGGUCAACAGGACCUCUUGGAGUAGCAAUAACAGUGGGUGAGGCCAAGGUCAAAGAUGAAGAUGAUGAAGAUGACCAUCCUCAAACACUCAUCAUGGCUGAUGCUGAGGAUCACUUUGUUCUUAAUCAGGAUGUGUGUAAAAGUUGUGGAAGUUUUGGUAAAGGAGAAGAAGGAAAGUUAAUUGUGUGUACCCAAUGUGGACAAUGCUAUCAUCCAUAUUGUGUGGGAGUCAAGGUGACUAAAGUUGUUCUCCAGAAAGGCUGGAGGUGUUUGGAUUGUACAGUAUGUGAAGGUUGUGGUAAACCUCAUGAUGAAGGACGCUUGAUCUUAUGUGACGAAUGUGAUAUCAGCUAUCAUAUAUACUGUUUAGAACCACCGUUAGACCAUGUACCUAAAGGCACAUGGAAAUGUAAAUGGUGUGUAAAAUGUGUAUAUUGUGGAACAACAUCACCAGGGUUUGGAUGUCAAUGGCAGAACAAUUAUACCCAAUGUGGACCUUGUAACAGUAAAAUCUGUUGUCCAUGUUGUCGUAGAUCAUACUGUGAAGAGGAACUUAUUAUUCAAUGUCUUGCAUGUGAUCGCUGGCUUCAUGCAUUAUGUGAUGGAUUAAAAAAUGAAGAUGAAACUGAGCGAGCUGCUGACUUUGGAUACAAUUGUAAAUUCUGUCGACCAAGAACAGGACAUCCAGGACCUUUGCCACCGCCACCACCACCUUCACCUCCUACACCAGAAGAAUUAAGGUCACCAACACCACCAUUAUUGCCACUGUUGCCACCUCCUAUACGAGAGCCAGAAAUUCCAAAGCGAUUCUUAAUGGAUGGAGUGUACCUUAAUCAACCUGGAAUUAAUUUAAUACAGACGUUAAUGGCACAGGUACCUAAGGUGAAACGUCUCCGUAAGAAGAAAGUUGUAGAACCAGAAAUAGUAAUGAAAUCUCAGCUGGAAGGACAAUUUAAAACACCAUCUAUUGCUAGAAUGCUUUCAACUCAGUCAUCAAUAGAUGGAGAUGAAGAACUAGAUGAGCUGAGAAUGUCAGUAGAUAGUGAGUCAACUAUGACCUUUGGAGAUACAGAUGACACUCUUCUUAGUCCCAUAGGCAUGCCUCCAGUCCCAAUAUUAGGUGGUGGAGAACCUGUGGCAGAAGAAAAGAAAAGAAGAAGGAGAAAUGUUGUUGGACUAGGUGUUGGUGGGUUUAUAGCCAGGCAAAGACAUCGUGCUCCUAACAAAAGUAAACAAGUUGAAGGAGGAGCUCCUGAUGGGGAGGAAGUUGGAGAGGAUGGCAUUGAAAAAGCAGCAAUUGAUCCUGACCAAAAACAAAGGCGAAAGAGGCAGGCCAGAAAAAAGAGCCAGUUAGAAAACAGCUUUCCUUCUUAUCUUCAAGAGGCAUUUUUUGGCAAGGAAAUUCUAGAUAAAAGUAAACUUGAUGCCAAACAAGGACUUAAAAUAGAUGCCAUGUCUGAGGAGGAACAAGAGGUCCCAUUUUCACCAAAGAUACCUGGAUUAGGUGGUGAAUCUGUAUUGAAUGACAGUGGACAAACACUAAAACAGAUGUUACCACCGGUGUCAAUAUCUAAAGAUCAUAAACUAGCUGAUAAUGACGAUAUUAUUGGUAAUAUUGAGGAUAGUGAUUUUAAAGAUAUUUUACCAGAUGACUUAUCAGAAUUACAUGUACCUGCUGACGAGGAUUUAUUCAGUAUUAUUGGUCCAGAAUUAACCAAAGAUGAUGAAUCUUUUGAAGAUGGUAGUGACCAAAACAAAUCAGAAUUACCAGGAAAUUUGGAGAGCAUGUUGAGCCCACAUAAUCUUGAUGUUGAAAAGAUGCUGUCUGAAGGUCUAGCUCAUAUUGAUGGACAAACUGUGGAAGAUAUUUUUAAAGGGGUACUUCAAGAUGGACAAGAGGGACAUGCAAAACAACCUGCAGAGGGCUUUAAUGAAGGUGUUGCAGGAUCUCAAGGUCCUUCAUCAGGAAAUUUCCCAGGGCACAUCCCUUCAUUUGCUGUUGAUCCUUCAGGAUUUGUUCCAAGCUUUAGUGGUAAACCAGGUCAUCCCGGGUUUCAAGAUCCUAGAUUUCACCCAGAAUUUCCUGACCCUUCUAAUUGGCCACCUGGAGCAGACGGAGACGAUGAUGAAUCAGACAGUGGCAAUAGUCGUCGUAAAAUCUUAAAAUGGGAGUGUGAUGAAGAGUUAGGUGCUAAUGCUACAAUAUCAGCUAUUCUGUAUUGUAACAUGAAUCAUAUUGAGCUACGUACACAGUUCCCAGAAUGGAAUGAACGGGUGAAGAGAAUUGCUAAAUUAUGGAGAGCUCUUAGUGCAGAUGAAAAACAACCAUACUUGCUGCAAGCCAGGAAGAACAGACAGAAUACAAAAGUCACAAAGGCUUUUGAUAAUGAUGUCAGUAAUGAUCUUAAAAAACAGAAGCAGAAAGAAAAAGCUGCAGCAGCUGCUGCAUCCAUGGGUCCACCAUUGCCACCAGGAAUGCCACCAGGGCCACCACCAUUCCCGCAGAGUUCAGAAGGUUCCCCAUUGCAGGAGAUGCGUAAAGCUGCUAGCAAUCCACAGAUAGCAGAAGGGAAUUCACCUGUAGGUCAGAUUCCCCCAGCAGGUGUACCAAGUAGUCCAAUACAUAGAGUGUACCAUGGUAAUCAGACAGAACCAAUUCAGAGACGUCCACAGGAUCCUUAUUCUCAACAGCCUUCAACACCAAUGCCUAUGGAUCCAAGACCACCAGGAAUGGACCCAUAUGCUCACCAACCAGCAACUCCUAGACCUUCAGAGCUUUUUGGACCACCAGGUGCUAAUGUUAGACCCCAGUCAAUUGGAACAGCUACAAGCCAAAGAGGAGAUUCUUUUUCUGCAGUUGCUUCUGAUCCAUUUGAUCAGUCCCCAACUGGACCAAGGUCUGGCACACACCCUGGCACACCACAGCAGUCCCCUUCUCACUGGCUAGGAGCAGCUCAGGAAUCAGAUCCAUUUGCUCAAUCUCCAAUUAAACAAAUACCAGAAGGUUUACAAUCACCAACAGGAAGGCAAGUACCAAAAUUACCUGAAGGAUUUUCACAGCCAAUGGUAAGACCUAAUAUGUCUAGACCAAACUUUGUUAGACAGACCUCUCAGGGUGAUCAUUUUGUUAAAAUGGCUCCUACAAGUCAGUCAGAUGAUCAGUUUACAUUCCAACCGUCUACACCUAGACCUGUCAGUGAAGCCUACAAACCACAGGGUUUACCACCUGGAAUGCCACCACAUGCUAUGCUAAGACAUCCAAGUAUGUCCAUGCCACCAUCUCCAAGUGGAGAUGUUCGUCCUCAGUUUUUGCAGCGAUCUAUGUCAGGUCCUGGAAUGCCAACAAUGCCCCCAGGUGUAGAGAAUUUCCAUAUGCAGCGUCAGCCAUUUAGACCACAUAUGCCACCCUCAUCUCAGCCAAUGGUACGUCCCCCAAUUGGUUAUGAUCCAUACAGUCAACAGCCUGGUACCCCUCAUCCUGGAAUAGAUCCAUCACGAGAACCUUCAGUGUUACAGCAGAUGUUUGCUGCUGCCAGUAGACGUCCCACACUUUUUCCUUUUUCCGGAAUGUUCUCUUCUUUCAUGCACCAAAACUAUGUGGUACCUGAUAAGCCACCUCAAGGGGACCAGAAGCAACAGUUGCGAGAAAUUUUAGCCCAGAAAAGCAAAAGCAGACAGAAAAAGAAAGAACAGUGGCCUGAUGGGACACCAGGACCUGGACAAUUUCACCCAGAUGAAAGAUUCCCUGUACCUCAGGUACCUGGAAUGCCACCUUGGCAGGGUCCACCAGUGAUGGGACCUCCACCACUUCAUCCACAACAUAUGAAACCAGAGAUGCAAAUGAGAAUGAGGGGACCAUUUCCUGAGGGGAUGCGACAAGGAGUUCCUAUGCGACAACCAAGACCUGGUGGACCAAUGCAAGGACCACCUGGACCUUUCUCCCCAAAUAGACUACCUGGACAGGUAUUACAACCAGGUCAUCAUCCUCAGAAUCAACUGGAAAUGUACCAUCAACAGAUGCAACAGCAGCAGCAGUCCACACAACCACAAAUACCAGGCCAGAUACCCAUGGGGUACAGACCACAAGACAUGCCAAUACACCCUGGACAUCCGGGACAUCCGGGACACCCAGGACACCAACAAAGAAUGGCAUUUGAUCCAAGUAAAGUACAACAAAUACCACCAUCCUCUGUAGGCAGUGCUCCAGAAGCUUCUGGUUCUGAGCCCCAACAGAAAGGAUUGGAGUCCAGAAUAGCAACUGAAUCACAAGUUGGUCAGAUACCCAGAGGACCUAAAACAGAAAUGACUAGACCAAAACUGUCCAUGUCAUCAUCAGAUGAGAAAACAGAGGAACAUGAUAAUAUUGAUGAUUUCCUAGAUUUGGAUGGAUCAUUUGAUAUUCUAAAGUAUGCUGACCCAGAACUUGAUUUAGAUUUAGAAGGAAAAACAAUAUUUGAUGACCUUGAGGAUGAACCUGUUCCAGACUCUGAAGAUAAAGGUCACGAUGAAGGUGCCAGUAAACAAAAUAAACCAAAAAUAAAUGAAAAAGGAGACAACAUUAAAGUUGAAAAUGUACAAAGCAAGCCAGAAAGUGAUUUUCAGACCAAAUUUUUAGAAUUUAGUCAGAAGAAACCAGAUGAUCAAACUAGGGCUAGUAAUUUAAGUGAAACUGAAAAAAGUAAGCAAGAGAUAAAUCAUAUUGCAGCAUUAUUACAAAAGACUGAACAGAUGGGUCAUAAACUAGAACGUAGAGAUUCCCAGAAAUCUGAUGGAAGUGGAAAGGAUCAUACUGGUCCUAAUACUCCAUCAGGUAUGAUUGAUCAAGUUGGAAAUAUUCCACCACAAGGAAUGUCUGUAGGACGACAAGCUUAUCAGACAAAUUCACCAAUGCACCCAUCAUUUCAAGCAGUGCCAUCACCAGGAUCUGCAAGUGGCAGUUUUCAACAAGGUCCAAGCACUCCUGGACUGGUAUCACCUAAAAUCCUGCCAUCUCCUCGCAGUUCAGCUCCAUCGCCGAAAACCCCUAAUGCUUUAUCGCCUUUCAGUCAACAACCAUCAACUCCAAAUGUAUCUGGUCAGCAACAGUCACCAUUUUCACAACCAACUAAUUCUCCUUUUUCUCCAUCUGUUACUUGUUCUCAGUCACCUUUUAAUGCAGCAGCAUCAACCUCUGCACCUCAGUCACCUUAUGGGCCUACUGUGUCACAACCUCCAUAUGGGCUUCCUCCAGGAAGUCUACAGGCAGCCUUCGGUACACAGUCUUCACCCAUGACCUCCUCCCAAAGUCCUGGUCAGAGGUCACCUAGAGGUACCAUUACACCAACUAACCAGUUUAUACAGGGAGGACCCUAUGGAAAACCCUCUGUACAGGUCUCACAACAGGGUGCCAGUCUUGGGCCAUCACCAAAUAGCAUGAUGUAUGGACAAGCCAUGGCUGGUCAAAGGCUUCCUUACACAGGUGUUACAAGUGAAGGAUAUGCUACAGAUGUUGAUCCAAAUAUGCAUGUUAUACAGUCAGGACUAAGGAUGCCAAUAUCAACAGUCCAAAGUACCAUGCCUUACCAACCAGGUCCUGAUGGAAUGCCACGGUUCCCUGGACAACCACAGCUGAGAGGACAGGGAAUGCCAACAGGAUUCCCUGGUCCUCCAGGACAACCAGGUAUGGCAGGAUUUCCACCUGGAAUGAGAAUGAGACAGCCUUCACCAGGAAUGGCAUCUCCAGGGGUGACGAUACCAACUUCAAUGAAUCCAUCAGCUAGACCUGCAUUAUUACAGGAGCAACCAUUACUUAUUCAAGACUUACUGGAAAAGGAGAAACAAGAGCAGCAAAGACAGGCACAACAGCAGGCAAUGAUGCACCGAAGGGAGGGAGGUCCUCCGGAAGGCAUGAUAAGUACUGGACCACAACAAAUGUCUGUCCCUGCAGGAAUGGCUGCUUUUAGACCUAGAAUGAUAGAACAAAAUGUGAUGCAGAGGCAUCCAGUGGAUCCUAACUGGAUAGGCCCAAGGAUGUUUGCACAGUCUCCAGAUGGUCAGCCACAAUUUCAUGCUCGCAUGCCAGGACAACAGAUGGGUCAAGGACCAAGGCUUCCAGCACCAUUCCCAGGUCAGGGAAUAGGUCCUCAAGGGAUACCACCCCCACCUCAGCCUCCUCUCCCACCAAUGCAGGGUGAGGUUAGCCCAGAGAUAGAAAGACAGCAUGUACAGUAUGAAGACUGGCUUAUGAAACAUUCUCAGUAUCUAGAGAUGCAAAUAAAAGCAUUAGAGACACAAAUAGCAAAAUGUAAACGUACAAAGAAAGCUAUCAAUGCUAGAAAUAGACAGGCUAAGAAGAUUGGUAAAGAACUUCCACCAAAUGAUCAGAUAGAACUAGAAAGAACUACACAGGAACAAACCAUGUUACAGAAACAACUGGAAGGCAUGAGGAAGCAGCUACGUCAUCAUCAAAUGGUCACGCAGGAUUACAGGUCAAAGAAAAGGGAAAGGUUUGGUGAACCACAAGUCUCAAUACAGCCACCAGAAAAUCAGCCAACACACCUACAACCAAGAAUUCCUCAUAAUGGUUCAAAUAGACUACCACAGUCAGUACGGCAGGAGUAUGAUGCUUACAUGAUGAAUAAAUUGCGUCAACAGCAAAUGACUGGACAACAGCCUCCAAUGGCAGCAGCAGCACCACGCCCACCUGUUCAUAUUGUCGAGUAUGACCCAGAGAAAUCACCCAAAAAGUCAUCUAAAGUCCCUGUGGCAAUUAUACAGGAUAAUAAUCCAUUUAGUGAAGGAUAUCAAGAACGUGAGAAAUUGGUGAAGGUCCACCCAGAACCAAAUCUUCCUCCUAUGUCAUCUGCAGAAACAGGGGACCAGUCUGAUAGACCAGUUCCAUUUUAUGGUGAAAGAACUAUGUCAUAUGAUCAAAGUAUACGUCUCCCAGCAUCAUCAAGUGGUGAACAACAAAGAUACCAUCUUCAAGGUCCAAGAUUUCUAGAUCCAAGUUUGAUGGGAGAGCAAGGUGCAAGGCCACCAAUGCCAACUGGUUUCCCUGGACCACCUAUGGACCAGACAAGGAUGGUCUACAGACAGGGGGCUCCUCCAUCAUAUGGACCAGGCUAUGGACAACCACCCAUUGCUAACCAACCAGACCUCAGCAUACCUCUUGAGGCAGAAAAGAAACCCAAGAAAAGGAAAAAGAAAAAGAAAGCCGAGAGUCCUGCACAUAAUCAAGCUCCUUUGGAACCAAGGCCUCCUGUUCAUUUCACACCACAGUCAGAAACAGAAAAACGUAUCAUGGAAAUUCUUGAAAGUACAGCAGGACUACACCGUAGACAACAGGAAGAGAAACAAGAGACAGAGAAAGAAUCGAGUAAGCCUGGAACCCCGGGUAAAUCUGUAGCUCAAAAAGAGACAAAAAUUGAGACAACACAUAGGGCAGCAAACACAGCCACUACACCCUCCUCAACACCUGAACCAUCAGCUUCAUCAGCGGCUAGUUCUAAAAAUAGUGAUCAACCAUUAGCAUGUAAAGUUACUCAGGGUUCAGGUUCUAAUUUGAAUUUACCAUCAAGUGCAGAACUGUCAAGAGAGUCAGAAGAUUCACAAGAUUCUGAACCUAUUUUACCUAUGAAUGUCAUGAUACAUCAGCAAAGCAUGCCACACAGGGUAACAAUGCCACAGAUGUUUAAUGCUGCUGGUGUGCCACAUGCAGCUGUUUCAAAACCAGAAAGUCAACAGUUAUCUGAAAUGAUUCAGACAGAGGAAACCUCUCGAUCAAGUUCAAAUAGCCCAAGAGUUUUACCCCAAUCAAACAGUCCCAGAAUUCCUACUCCACAGUCUUCAGACAUGAUGAGAUCAACUUCGGGAAGUCCAAGAAUUCUACCAACUCAGGAUGGAGCAAGAUCCACUUCCAGUAGUCCAAGAAUUCCUCAGUCACCAAAUCAGCGACCCCCUCCUGAUUUGUAUCGUCAAGGUGUACCUUAUCGUCAUCCUCCAGUUCCUGAAGGCUAUAGGUCAGGGUCUACAAGUCCACGGGUUUUGGAUGCUUCUUUACAGAAAUCCGCCACAAGCCCAAGAGUUUCUAAUGCACCAUCUCCAAAAGAUAUUCAAAGAACUAUCCCUAGUCCUCGAAUGGACCCACAGAGACCAGGAUCAGCAAAUUCUGAUAGUUCAAGAACAGGAAGUCCUAGAGUACCCCCAAGUAUCUCACCAGCAGGACAUAUGCACUUCUCUGCUGAUCCACAACAUCAGGGUAUGCCUGGAAUUCAACAAUCUCAUUUUAUGUCAAGAACUUUACCUCAUCAGAUACCACCUCGUGGGAAAUCACCUGGAAGGGUUUCUCCAAGGCAGUCUCAGCCUUCACCUAUUUCAGAUACCCAAAUGAUGUCACAAUCUCAAAUGUUAACUCAGUAUCCUGGUAGAAAGUCACCAGGACAAGGCUUUGCGCCUAAUUCUAUGGGAAGAGGUAUGCCUCCAUACCCACCGUCUACUCUGCCUGUAAGUUUUCAUAAUCAAGGUGCCAGUAAUGCAUUCAGACCGGGAAUGAUGCAACACUCUACUCCAAAUAGAUUUCAACAGCAACCUAAUUUUCGACCUCAGUUUUCCUCAGAACAACAACAACAGAGACCAAUGUCACAGAGGUAUAUGUAUCCAUACCCACAAUCUGUGACUUCCUCAUUAGCAGAAUCCACUUUAGCUCAACUACCAAGGUUUACAGCCAAGGUAACAUCAGCUGAGUCGGGUACUUCUCCGACAAGUCAGUCUGCACCAGUGUUAUCUUCAGGAAAUCAACCAUCAGAGUCGGAGCAGACUGGUUUUAACCCAUCUGAACCAGCAAUUCCUGGAUUAAGACAAGAUAAAAAUAGCUUAAAUCCUACUGAAUCUUCUAUACCUAGAUCAUCUCAUCAUAUACAACAGUCAUAUAUUCCUCAAAGUACAACAAACAUACCACCAAAUUCCAAUCAAAAUGUGUUACCCACUUCUGUACAAAUGUCACAGACUCCAAUGGGUUCUUUACAGACAAGUACAACAUACUCAGCUAUGGGCACAAUUUCACAUGGACAAAUCCCAUCAACCAAAGUGUUUGUUUCAUCUUCACAGUCCAUUGUCUCCACAUCACAACCAAUAGAAGGGCAAAGCAAUACAACUUCUAGUCAUAGUAUUAGUCAAACUACCACUUCAUCAAGUAACGAUAGCAGCUAUAAAGAGAUUACUUCAGGUACAGAGGAAGGUAAACAGUCGUCUGUUAGUAAUACUCAGACAACUGUUAAUGAGACUAGUCAAGCACCAAUGACAUCAGGGGUUUCAACAAGUUCAUCCAAUCAGACAUUAGAAUCUAAGGAUGUGGUUAAGGAGGAAAACCCUUCUCAAUAAUACUCGGCUGAAUGUGUUGUUCAUCUGAAACUAUUAUGUGAUUACGGUCUAUUAAACAGUUUAAAAAAGAAAUAAUAGUAUUAGGAUUAGAAAAGACAUUAUCUCAUAUUUCAAAUUUAAGAUGGGAUCUCAUAGACUACACAUUAAAUGGCAACUAUGUUUGUGAAUAGGAUGUAGUGAGUUAUUUGGACAUAUUAAAUGGUACAAAUGUUUGUGAAUAGGAUGUAAUAUACUAUUUGAAUCAAAAGAAGGAGAACUUUAAUGUUUAUGUCAUUUUAUAUAUUUAUUAUUACAAUGAAUUGGAAAAUAUAUACCAUGUGUGUUGGAUCUGAUUGUUUACCACAUUGCAAGGACCUUGGAGUGCAUAACUCAGUGCUGGAUGGUUACAUAAGUGCUGCGUUGAUCUAGGAUAUAAUGAUUUAUAAAUACAUUUCAAGUGAUGUGUUUGAAUUAGACUAUAAAAAGCUACAGUUGAAGAAGUCAAUUUCAAAGAAAUAUUCUCGACAAGUUUAAAUUCAAAGGACUAGUCAGUUCUGUGUAUUUUCUUGAUGACAUGUCAUAUUAAACAGAAAAUUCCUCGACUUCAUAUGGGAUGUAGUUUUUUGUCUGCAGCGUGAAAUAGAAACUGCUGCAGAUUCUCAUUAACCAUUAGAUGACAAAGAAAUAGUUGUUUGAUAGAAAUGUUGUAUAUGUAUUAUUUAUGUUUGAAAAAGAAAUUUUUAUAUUGUGUUUAAAAAUUUAUGCAAGAAAGAGAUGUUUAACUUUUUAGAAAUAUUUAAUGUGAUGGUAGAUAUUUUUUCUCAGAGAUGCUAUACAUUUUGUUUGUACAUGGCUUUGUUUGUGAUGAAAUAUAUGUUUUUUGAAUAAGGAGAUUAUCAUGCAAGGUAGUCUAUUUGUGGUUAUUUGUUUGUUAUACAUGUUUUUUUGUAUGAUUGUCCUAGUAAAUUUUAGUGAU